This is a messenger RNA of Lampris incognitus (smalleye Pacific opah), 3604 nucleotides long. RefSeq names its product centrosomal protein 112 (gene cep112). Lineage: Eukaryota; Metazoa; Chordata; Actinopteri; Lampriformes; Lampridae. Bases 518 to 3256 code for a protein of 912 amino acids. The record is from RefSeq and is a predicted model, not a curated record. The transcript has 26 exons.
GGGAGUUUUGAACCGGUUUGAGCGGCCAAAAUCGGUGCCAAACUUAAGGUAAAUGUCCCCGUUUUAAGCGCUUGUCGUUGGCGUCGGGUCACGUCAUGGUCCCAUUGCACAUGUCGCUUUAUUAAAGCCGCAGCGAAGAGGGGAGGGGAAAAAAAGGCCGCCAGUAACCCGCGGAGCAGCCGGCUGGCUAACCAGCGUCGGUGCUGCGUGUUUGCUAGCAGCUGCGACCCGGACUCAGGCUCUGCGGCGGAACGCUGAAGUUGCCCGUCACAGUGUCCUGCCGAGUGGACAGCUUCAUGAUUACCCACCCUGACUUAAAGGUGUUCUCUAUCCCAGCCUGACGUGGCGGUGAUUUCUGCUGCCUAGCGGGCUCUGAUGCGUCUUCACAAGUUAGCUACACAUACACGCUCAUCAAAGCCUCUUGGCGUUAGGCAGUGGUGUACUUGCUCAUGCUAGUUUAGAGCAUUAACGUGUCUACAUUGUGUGCACCCAGUUUCGUUCGUGCCGUCGGGACAUCAUGAGCAAACACGAGGAGUCCUGGGAGAGGCUGGACUCAGAUUUUGAUCAUUACUUAGAAAACAUGAAACCCUGUGUCCUCAAACUCCCCAAUAAAAUGGAGCGCCAGUGUUGUGCGAUGUGGAUAAAGAAGCUAUGUGAUCCAGCAAUGACUGGCUCAGGACUAACGGCUCGCAAGAAUCGCAACAUGUAUGCCCGUUUGCUUGUACACAUGCUCAGAAGAGGGAUCCUGGAAGGCCCUUUCACUAGCAAGCCAGAGCCAGGGACCCUCAAGACACUUCCUAACUACAUGUCUAUCUACUUUGAUGAGCCCCUGAAUGGUCGACCUAUGGAGCAGAGCUGCGCUGGUCUGCCUGACUGGGUGACAGGAGAGCUGGGUCUCCAUCAUGAAAACGCAUGGGCUAGCAGUCCGCUGAAAGACGGAACCAGAUCUUCGCCCCCUGCAACUAAUUUCAGGAGGAGGCUAUAUGAGAAGUCCCCAUCUCCACCCAUGGCCUCUAGUUCACUCAAGCACUGUUCCAGAGAGGACCCCAAAAUGAUGGACAGGAAGAUGAAGUCAGAUGUAUCUCCUGACGCCAGCGACCUGGAGGCUCGCCUCAACAGCUGGAACCUGGGGAUUGAAAACCCCAGGUAUUUGCGAGAGAAGCCCAUCCCUCUGUCUCCGAUAUUCAAGUUGAGCCUGGGGAGGAAUAGCACCUUGGCAGAGGAGCAGGGCCCUCUAUUCAUACAGAGCAAAGAGAUUGAAAUGAAGGUCAAAGUAUUGGAGGCCAAGCACCAGGAAGAGAAGCUAAAGAUGCAGCAGAGACAUGACGCAGACGUCCAGAAGAUUCUGGACCGAAAGAAUGGUGAGAUCGAUGAGUUGAAGACUUUGUACCGAGCCAAGAACAAAGAAUCUGACGAGACCAUUCGCAGGCUGGAGAGGAAAGUACAAAGUGUGCUGCGGGAGUCCCAGGUCAUCCGUGAGAGCAAAGAAAAGCAGAUCGCAGAGCUAAAGAAGAUGUCAGAUCAGAGCGCCGACUCCCUGAAAAACGAGUGGGAGAAGAAGCUGCAUGCUGCAGUAUCGGAGAUGGAGCAAGAGAAGUUUGAGCUCCAGAAGAAACACACGGAUAGCAUCCAGGAGCUACUGGAGGACACCACUCACAGACUAGCCAGGAUGGAGACCGAGUACAAUGACCAGACAAAGGCCACUGAGCAAAUGGUGCGCGAGCUGGAACUCCGGGUGAAGCAGCAGUUGGUGGAAGUGGAGAAGGGCAACGCCUUGCGCCAGAGGUUGACCCAGGAGAAGGCCCAGCUGGAGAUCCACAUUGCAACCAUUGGUGCUGAACUGCAGGAGGCCAUCCAACGGAGCAUGUCCCUGCUGAAGGAGAAGGAUCAGCUGAGUGAACAGCAUGAGCAGACCUUGCAGGAGCUCCGGGCCAAACAUGAGACAGACAUGAACCAUUUUCAACAGGAGCACACUCUCUCAGCUACCAAGGCCUCUGAGGUGAUAGAGGAACUGGAGCAGACGGUGGCUCAGCUCAGACACCAAGUACAGGAUAGUGAACACAGAAGACAAAAACAACUCAGGGACGUAGAGACCAGGUUUCAGCAGGAGAAAGAUGAACUGCAGACCAAGUGUGAGAAAAAGGUUCUCGCCAUCCAGAAUGAGGCAGAAAAACAGAGAACAGAUGCGAAGAAGAAGAUUGCCACAUUAGAAGAUACACUCAGAGAGAUGGAUGGUCAGGUGGAGCGAGCCAAGGAGAGCCAGAGACAGCAGGCCCAGCAGGCUGACUUCGCUCUGGAGCAAUUCAAAAAACAAGUUGAGCUCAGCUCUGAGAAGACCUACGCUGAGAUGAAACUCCAGAUGGAGAAGGUUGAGGAGGACCUGAUUCGCUCCAAGUCCCUCAGAGAGAAACAGUCCAAGGAGUUCUCCCAACAACUGGAUGUGCUCAGACAGAAAUAUGAGCAACAGUGGAUUUACCCUGACCAUAUCUACAUCCUCAUUUCACCUCUCACAUCCUGGUUGCUCCAAAAACCCAUGCCCCGAGAGUCUCAAACCGGAGCGAACAACCAUUUCGCAACUGGGGAGCAGGUUGCAAGUUUGCGCGAGGAGAUCCAGGCGGUCCAGACCCAAAGGAAGCAGCAGCUGGCCGAAAUGGCCUUGGUCUCAGAGGAGGCGAGGCAGAGGGCUGCACAGGACCAGGAGGCCUCCCUCACUCAGUUCCGCACAGAGAUGGAGCGCAUCCGUCGAGACCACCAGCGGGAAAAGGACGCCAUCGAGGAGAAGACCAACAGCAGGCUGAAGCAGAUUGAGAAGGAGUAUGGUCAGAAGCUUGCCAAAUCUGCCCAGUUGGUGCUGGAGCUGCAGACAUCGGUGCGUGGCUCCAAGGAGGAGGCCGUGCACCUUCAGCAGACUACGGAGAGGAGGCUGGAGGAGGCCAAUGCUCGCUGGGACCAGGAGAGGAGGACCUUGACCCGCAGUGCCUAUCAGGCCAACAAGGCUAUGCUGGAGAAGGUGGAGAUCCUCCAGAAGCAGCUGCAUUCAUCAGAGAAGAAACUGCUCAGCAAAGAGCUGGAAACUCAGGAGCAGAUGACCGGGCUGCGUCAGGAGUGUGAGGUGAAGAUCAAAGGCCUGAUGCCAGCAGAGCUUCGCCAGGAGCUGGAGGACACCAUCACCUCGCUCAAAGCUCAGGUCAAUUUUCUGCAGAAGCGAGCCUCUGUGCUACAGGAGGACUUGGAUGCCUGUCGCAGCAGGAGGUAACCACGGAGAACUGUAGCCGCGCCUCCCAUUGGGACACGAAGGAUAAGACGUCCAAUCAGACGUGAGCAUUACUGACCGUUACCGGGCAUCUCACACGUUCAAUCAAACGUCUUUCUGUUUCACGAGCUGCUCGCUGUCACGGGCUGCUUGAUGCAAGCGCUAUUUAUUCGUUGUCGCAUUUCAGUUUGUGUUGCGCUGUUGGAAAAUGUGUCAUUUCAGUAUUCUAAACAUGUAUGUUUUAAACUACAUUUUUGUCUCCAUCCCAUUUACUAUUUGAGAAAAGUCAUUUGAAAUGGAGCGUUUUUGUACCGUCCACAUCAAAAUGGGGCAUUUUAAUAAAAGUCUUUU